Messenger RNA from Aspergillus mulundensis, 816 nucleotides. RefSeq lists its product as uncharacterized. Lineage: Eukaryota; Fungi; Ascomycota; Eurotiomycetes; Eurotiales; Aspergillaceae. The record is from RefSeq and is a predicted model, not a curated record. The transcript has a single exon. Bases 1 to 816 code for a protein of 271 amino acids. Gene Ontology annotation, molecular function: hydrolase activity.
AUGGCUUCCACGCGCAUUCAGGUCAUGUCCGAUCUCCACCUGGAGUCUCCUGCCGCUUAUGAUGUGUUCAAGAUCAGCCCGAAGGCCCCCUUUCUCGCACUACUAGGCGACAUCGGCUACGUCCAAGAUGACGGGUUCUUCCCUUUCCUUCGCAACCAGCUGGCCAGCUUCAAAAUCGUGUUUCUCGUCCUCGGCAACCACGAGCCCUACCACAGUAGCUGGGUCGAAGCAAAAGCAAACGUGAAGCGUUUCGAAGCCGAAAUCGACGAAGCCAUUCAGAAAGGCGAGACGCUCGGAAAGCUCGUUUUGCUGGACCAGACUCGCUACGAUAUCUCGGAAACCGUCACUGUACUCGGAUGCACCCUUUUCUCGCGGAUCGCUGGGGACCAGAUGGACCACGUUAAUUUCGGCCUCAACGACUUCUACCUCAUCGGCGACUGGUCAGUCGAAGCCCAUAACGAUGCGCACCUGGCCGACCUCACCUGGUUGAAUGAACAGGUUGCUUCGAUCUCUACCUCCGAGCCGAACCGGAAGAUCGUUGUUUUCACCCACUACUGCCCCGUGGUAUGCGACAAAGUCAUCGACCCCAAAUUCGCAGGUAGCAAGAUCUCGUCGGGAUUUAUGACCAACCUCGCGUGCCAGAAAUGCUGGGAAAGCGAGGCGGUUAAGAUUUGGGCGUUCGGACACACUCACUGGAACUGCGAGUUCACCGACAUGGCUACUGGCAAAACCGUCAUGGCGAACCAGCGUGGCUACUAUUUUGCGCAGUCUGCCGGGUUCGAUGAGCACAAAGUGGUUGAAAUUCAGGAUUGUUGA